Messenger RNA from Caenorhabditis sp. 36 PRJEB53466, 1873 nucleotides. NCBI's taxonomy places the organism in Eukaryota, Metazoa, Nematoda, Chromadorea, Rhabditida, Rhabditidae. The record is from the annotation of a GenBank genome assembly.
AUGAGUCGACCUGGUGCGUGGGGCCGAGUCGCCUCCAAUCUGUGGAAAUACUUGAAAGGCGAUUUUUCGAAAAAAGUAAUUUGUUUCCGAUUGUUUGAAGCGAAAUUGACAUUUUUAAAGAAUUACGUGGCGGAGGACGCGUCUGGAAACCGAUAUUAUGAACUUUCGAACAGUCGGCAGAAUGUUUCCAGGUGAGAGGAAAACAUUUCGUAAAGUAAAAUAAAGCGAAACAGUUGGAUUGAUUUUGUAAUUGUUUUGCUUUGAAAGUGUAGCGAACAUUCAAUCAAUUCCGAAAUUCCAGAGGAUUCGAUCCACCGAAAAGUGGCGUCUCCCCGACGGAACCGGAUCAGGAAUGGCAGGCAUGGUUGAGAGGAACUCGCAGGUGAAUUACUCGAACUCAGGGUGGUCUUUUGGGUCACUUGCAAUUAUCCUUGGACUUGGUUUGAAGUAUUUUGGGACCAAGUUUCAUCCGGUCCCGAGAUUUGUGGAUCAGAAAAGAAAACUCGGACCAGAGAUACUUUAAUCCAAGCCCAAGAAUCUUGAAAAGUUUGAACCCUAUCGAAUCGCAAGUGUGGCCCAAAAGUCUUGAAAUGAAAAGAGAUCGGCGGAAAGCGUGUUCUCAGAACCGUCGAUGUGACCUAUUGGAAUCUGUACUUUGACAGAUUCCCGCCGUCCGACCGAGAAAUCGCCAUCAACCGACAGCGGCAGCAGGUACGGGGUCUCAAGAAUUCCUCAAAAAUCUCUCAAAUUUUGCAAUUUUCUCUGGUCUCCGUGCCAAAAGUUCACCUUGCGUCCCAUCAGUCUAAUCUUUGUGUUGUAACAGUCGAAACGGCACGUAACCUCUCCAAUGAAUGAUCACUUUUUCCCUCUUUCUCUCUUUCUCUUUCUCUCUCUGUCUCUCUCUGUCUCUCGUUUGCUUCUUAUCUCUCUCGUUUCUGUUUCAAUGUUUUCAUAGUUUCCGUCGAAAAACGAUCAUUUUUACUGUUUUUGUUGAAUGUUUAGGGUGAAAUUGAUAAGAAGCGGCGGAAAUCGUCAGAGAUCAGGCGGUGAUCAUUGAAAUUUGACAAUUUGUUCACUUUUUCAUUGGAAAAUUUUGAUUUUUCAGGACGCCUUUGAAGGUCGGGUGCAGGCGAAGGCGAACUAUCGCCUUUCACAAGAAGUCGAAGGCAGUCGUCGGCCAGAAAGUGAAGGCGGAAGGCGUGAUAACGCCUGAGGUAAAAAGGCACAGAUUGUCUUUUGUGUGGACAAGAAGGUGUCUUGAGACCUCAUUCAUUCUGUGACCGUACUAUUUCCAAAUAUCACAUUGUCAAAAUUCAAAAAAUGAAAAGGAAGAGGCAUUGUCAACUCAGUGAUAAUGUUUGAGAUGAUUAUUAUAGCAUGUAUGCUCAGUAUUCGAGAUUCUUUUCUUUUGUCGCACCAGUACUUGACAUGCGAUUAAGUGUUAGUCUCCGUAGUCAUCCUUAUUGCAAAAAAUGUUUUGCUAGAAUGAGACAACAGGCCGCCGGACACCUUAUUGUCCACACAGAAGGCGAUUUGUGCCUUUUUACCUCAGGCGUUAUGACCCCUUCCGCCUUCACUUUCAGGCCGACGGCCGCCUGCGCGCCCCUGACAUUCAAAGGCGUCAGGCGCGUUGUUUCGCCUAUUCUGCCAGCCAUUUUUUUCCACAUUUUUUUUAGGCUCAAUUGGCUCAAGACACGGCCACUGAAAAGCGUGCUCCGCACGUGCAAUCCGAAGGAAAAGGCGCCGGGGACCACCAUCCCCAAAAGUACGUUUUUCUUUCAAAAUGUUCAAUUUUUCAAGUUCUUUUUUUUUCAGAUUCCCCAAGUACAAGGACUUGGAGACAUCUCCCGGUGCUCAGGAGACCAAAAAUUGA